UAGUUAUGUAGGCGGACAACAUUUCUAAGGUUUUUUCUCUCUCAAUUUCACAGAAAAUUAUUGAUUUUUAAUUAAUUUCUUUCACUUUCAACAACGGCAAGAGGGAUUUUUUAUUUUUUUUUAUCCAAACCAUCAUUCAAAUAAAACCAGAUUUUAGACAAAUGCGAAUACUCGUCCGAAGAUCGGUGAUUUACCUCAUAGUAUUUCUGAUUUCUUGUCUGCUGAUACGUGCAAUUCAACUGAGAAACUCCUCAAAUCAUCUACAAAGCAUAGAAAUUGAAAUAAGUGAGGAUGUGAAGCUGAAUCAAAAACGCUUAAUCGAUCUCAAAGAUGAAUUUCACUACAUCCUGAAGCCAAAUCUCAACUUUUAUGAGGUGAAAACCCGUUUUUUAGGAAUCAUCAUUAUUCACUCCUACGUUGGACAUGAUCAUCUUCGUGCGAAGCACCGGGAAGCGAUUUCAAGCAAAGAACUUCUUGCUUUCGGGCUCAAACGAGUAUUUUUGCUGUCAGAAAUACCACCGAAGGAACGUUACAUGACACAGAGAGCUUUGAACAACGAAGCAAAUCGUUUUCAAGACAUUCUGCAAGGAAAUUUCAUCGAUGCCUACCGAAAUUUGACGUACAAGCACGUCAUGGGACUACGAUUUGCUGUUACCGAGGCCAGAGAUGCUCAGUUCAUCAUCAAAAUGGACGACGACAUCGUUGUGGAUUUCUUCCGGAUCCAUGAGAUGCUGAAAAAUCUCGAUCAAAACGAGCAAGAGUACUUUCUGAAGGGAUUUGUGUUGAGUGACCAACACGUACGUCGAGAAAAACAGAACAAAUGGUAUGUGACACGAGACGAAUUUGCAGCGUCAACGUAUCCUUCAUACUUGUCCGGAUGGUUUUACAUCACAAACAUCAAAACAGCUCAUGAUCUCGCUUUGGCCUCCGAAUCGACGCCGUACUUUUGGAUUGACGACAUUUACGUUACGGGUAUUUUGGCGGAAGAGUUGUCCAUUGAUCGUGAAGCGAUGAACGAACUGAUUUCAUCGAAUUCGGAAUUUAUCGAUUGUUGCCUGAAGGAUAUGACGAACAAGAAAUUGCAAUGCAGCUACUUGAUUGGACCAAAUGGAGGUGAUUCGAAUUUAAUUACGAGUUUUAUGAAGGCGGCGAAAAAAUGUUUUCUCAACGGGUGUCAAGCCAGGGACGAGAGACAUCAUGUGAGGCAUACGUGUGUGGCGCAAGUCAAAAAUUUGUUGGGCGAUCGAGGCGAGCCACAUAUUCAAGCAGUGCGAUUGUGAGAAAAUUAGUCAUCGAAAAAAUUCAUUCCGUCCAGAAAAAAAACUUAUUAGUUGUUUUGAUAAAAAUUAAUUAAAUCUUGAAUUAAAUAAAUAAUUUUUGUAC
Messenger RNA from Culicoides brevitarsis, 1383 nucleotides. Its product is annotated as beta-1,3-galactosyltransferase 5. NCBI's taxonomy places the organism in Eukaryota, Metazoa, Arthropoda, Insecta, Diptera, Ceratopogonidae. Gene Ontology annotation, molecular function: hexosyltransferase activity. The transcript is spliced from 2 exons. The coding region runs from base 162 to 1280 and encodes 372 amino acids. Gene Ontology annotation, cellular component: Golgi membrane. The record is from RefSeq and is a predicted model, not a curated record.